GAGAGGCGGCGGGCAGGGAGCUGACGGCCGCCGGAGCGGGAGGCGGCCGGGGGCAGGUGCGGGAGCCGCCUACAGCCGCAGGGCGGCGGCCGCCCGCGGGGCGGGGGGCUCAGCUCGGCUCGGCGCCCCGGCAGCGGCCCCCGGGCCGAAUGGUGCCGCGGCGGGACCCGGCUCCUGCUCGCCGCCUUCGGAAGGCGCCCGCGGAGCGGCGCGGGGCAGCGGAGCCCGCCGGCUCUCGGCUGGCAUGAAGAACCUGCCGAUCCUCCUCCUCUCCGUCUGCUGGAGCUUGGGGCGGGUGAAUGGUGUCCAUCCAGAAUGCAGAUUUCAGCUGGAGAUUCACAAGGAGGAAGCAAGGUGCAUGGAACUUCUAAAGAAUGCAAAGCCAGUGGACUACAAAGGAUGUGUUGGAGUUUGGGACAACAUCACCUGUUGGCGUCCUGCAAAGAUUGGAGAGACUGUCACUGUUCCUUGUCCAAAAGUAUUUAGCCUUUUUUCUGGCAAACCAGGAAAUAUUAGCAAAAAUUGUACAAGUAAGGGAUGGUCAGAUAUUUUUCCUGACAUCUUAAGCACUUGUGGAUAUAAUGACUAUGAAGAUGAUUAUAAGGUCAACUUCUAUGUGAGGGUGAAGGCAAUUUAUACCCUUGGACACAGCGUAUCUCUGAUUGCUCUUACAACAGGAAGUAUAAUUCUUUGCCUCUUCAGAAAACUUCAUUGUACUCGGAACUACAUCCAUCUGAACCUGUUCCUCUCUUUCAUUUUAAGAGCAAUCUCUGUUUUAGUCAAGGAUGAUAUUCUCUAUUCCAGCUCCAACACAGCUCACUGUCCAGAGGAUCAAACCUCAUGGAUGGGGUGCAAGGCUAUUUUGGUGUUUUUUCAGUAUGGUGUUAUGGCAAACUUUUACUGGCUCUUAGUUGAAGGACUUUACCUCCACAUCCUUCUUGUGCUAAUAUUCUCCCCCAACAGACACUUCACGAUCUACCUGCUGAUUGGAUGGGGAAUUCCUACCAUAUUCAUUAUUACAUGGACAGUAACAAGAAUCAUUUUAGAGGACACGGGUUGCUGGGAUACAAAUGAGCAUGGUGGUCCCUGGUGGGUUAUACGAAUACCAAUUUUAAUUUCUAUUAUAGUGAAUUUUAUACUCUUCAUUAGUAUUAUAAGAAUCUUACUGCAGAAGUUAAGAUCUCCAGAUGUUGGAGGAAAUGACCAGUCACAGUACAAGAGGCUUGCAAAAUCCACGUUGUUGCUUAUUCCGUUGUUCGGAGUUCACUACACUGUGUUUGCUCUGUUCCCUGACCGCAGUUCCAAUAAUUAUAAAAUAAUCUUUGAGUUGUGUUUGGGAUCUUUUCAGGGGUUGAUUGUUGCAGUCCUGUAUUGUUUUCUGAACAGUGAAGUGCAAGGGGAGCUGAAAAGAAAAUGGCGGAGUUUGUGCUGGAAACAGACAGCAGGCAGAGAUUACAGAUUCCACAGCUCGUCGAUUUCUCGAAAUGGAUCAGAAAGCGUUUCUCAGCUCCACCGGAAUUCAAGGGCUCAGUCAUUUAUGCAGACAGAGACCACCAUGAUAUAAAUCAGCUAGUUCUCCCAGGACAUGAAAAACUGUGGGAUAUAUCAUUCAUUAUGCAGCUUGAUGUGAUAUUUUAUAAAACAUACAGUUUAGUGCUUUGCUUUUGUACAUGUUGAUAUUUGGGAAAUUGGUUUGUGCAACCAACUAGUUGAUAACAGAGAGGCCUGCCCCAUGGAUGCUUUCUGGGUUUUUGGGGUUUUUUUUAAUGGUAUCCAUAUUCAUUCUGAUGUUCUGUUGCCAUUUAUGAGCCAUAACUAUACAAAAACUCAUUUACUAUAAUGGUCCAUUUACCCUCCAGCAUGUCUACAAGAUAGAUGUAUGGUAUCCUGUUCAACGCAGACUGCUUUGGUAUGUGUUGAAAAGGCUGAGAUGGGAAACAAGAAAAUUUCUUACACUUUAUUUAUACUUUAGGAAACAUUUAUUUCCUUGAGCAUUCAGAAAUUCUCUCCUAAUUAUGGAAAACAAGAUAAAAAUAAAGAACUGUAAGAAUAUAAUUAACCACACUGGGAGUUUAGUGUGCUAAUCCAGGAAAUUGUUAACGUUAUUUAUACAGAGGGAAAAAAGUUAGUACUUCUUGGCUAAUUGUAUAGAUUUCAGGUAUUACUUUCUACAGAGUUUUAUUCCAAUCCUGUUUUUCCUUUCAGAAGUGCUUGGGUUAAUGUUUAGGUGCAGAAAGUAGGGCUACCUUUGCAGUCCAUAUAGAACAGGCUAUGUAAUAAUUUUGACUAAACCAUGAGCAUUUUCCAAUAGAGCAAUUGCAAUCACCAAUUGUUCUCUUCUGUUUAAAAUCAGAGAUUUGUGUUGAUCUUUUGUUAAACAAUUUUCUGAAGAGGUGCUUUAUUGCUAGAGCAGUCUAGCCUAGGAUAAACAGCCUUGGAUAGCAUAUUACCCACUGAAAGUAGCAUUUUUAUAUAAUAUUUUCAUUGAAAUGUGUCCCUAGAACUACAUACUUGGCAGCUAAAACAAGGAAUAUUGCAAUAAAGUUACAACUCCCAUUUAAGGAAUAAUGUAAAUUCUUUUUGCUUAGUUUUAUUCUGUAUCUGUCUGAGCUGAUUUAAAAUUUAAUCCUGACCAUGACUCCAGCAAAAAAAAAAGUUAGACAGAAUCCCUAAAAAUUACCAUAAAAGGCAUAAAUAGAAGGUAUUCUCAACAACACCAAGGCCCUUAUGGAGCCACUUUGUAAAAAAAAGAACAAAAAAA
Molecule: messenger RNA, 2761 nt
Organism: Columba livia (rock pigeon)
Lineage: Eukaryota; Metazoa; Chordata; Aves; Columbiformes; Columbidae
Gene: VIPR2
Product: vasoactive intestinal peptide receptor 2
Exons: 13
Coding region: 245-1564 (439 amino acids)
Biological process (GO): adenylate cyclase-modulating G protein-coupled receptor signaling pathway; cell surface receptor signaling pathway
Cellular component (GO): plasma membrane
Molecular function (GO): vasoactive intestinal polypeptide receptor activity; G protein-coupled peptide receptor activity; peptide hormone binding
Source: RefSeq, a predicted model, not a curated record